Messenger RNA from Hevea brasiliensis (rubber tree), 1046 nucleotides. Its product is annotated as DNA repair RAD52-like protein 2, chloroplastic. The transcript is spliced from 4 exons. Bases 138 to 812 code for a protein of 224 amino acids. Gene Ontology annotation, biological process: double-strand break repair via homologous recombination. The record is from RefSeq and is a predicted model, not a curated record. Gene Ontology annotation, molecular function: DNA binding. NCBI's taxonomy places the organism in Eukaryota, Viridiplantae, Streptophyta, Magnoliopsida, Malpighiales, Euphorbiaceae.
UUGUCUGAACAGUCUACCAAAGUGCAUCACGCACACGACACACCAAAUACUGGUGGUAGGUGGGCAUUUGAUAUCAUCUCUGCCAGUCAGGAUUGGGGAAAUUAAAGCUGCGGGUAGUCACCUCGUCGGCUACCAAAAUGGCAGCGCUCAACAGCAGUAGCAUCUUCAUCGCGAAAUCAGAUUUUCCGGCGGUCUUCCCAUCGUCAUCAUGGGGAAUGAGUAGAGGCAGCAUUGACUUCGAGUCGAGAGGAUUGCGUGCAGGGAAUAUGAAGAUGGACGCUGGGCGAUCAAAGUUAAGGCUCGUAUGUGCGGUUGGUGGCAGCAAUACGACUGGUAACAGCAAUAGUAGCAGCAGCAGCAGUGAUGGCAGUAAGAAGAAAGCCGUUCCAAAUUCAAAUUAUGUGGUGCCCUUGGAUAAAUCCUUCUCUUCCCCAUACUCAUCCUUCAUCACUCGCCCCCUCGUCGAGAUCCUUCGUGAUCUCAACAAGAGGAUUCCCGACGAUAUCAUCAAACCAUCUUCCCCCGCCACCACCUUCAUCCCCUGGUACCAUGCUAACCGUAUGCUUAGCUUCUAUGCCCCUGGAUGGUGUGGAGAGAUACGCGAUCUUAUAUUCUCUGAGAAUGGAAGCGUGACUGUGGUAUACCGUGUCACAAUACGAGGAUCAGAUGGAGAGGCAUACCGCGAGUCAACUGGGACAGUUUCAUCUAGUGAUGCCCUCAUUGAAGAUCCUGUUUCUGCAGCAGAGGAAAUAGCUUUUUGCAGAGCAUGUGCCCGGUUUGGCCUUGGCUUGUAUCUGUAUCAUGAAGAAUGAAUUCUAUAGACUGCAAGGAGGGACCUUCAACAUGUCUAGUUUAUUACUCUUUUUAGAUAUCAGAAUAUUGUAUUUACUGCCUGUGCUUUUCGCAUAGUGUAAAUAUCCAGCAUUCUCUGGUGAUCCAGUUUGGUUUGUUGGACUUGCAAAGAAAGAGUUUCUUAGUUACUCAUGAGAUAGGAAACAAUAUUUUCAAUAAAAUAAUAAAAUAUUGGGCUUAGAAUAAUUUUCCAA